CUGACGGUUUCCGGUAGCGGCGUCUGAGAGGGUGGGGGAGAAGAGGUGGCGGUUCCGUGACCCUUAGCCCCCAGCGACCCCGCACCCCUACAGACGCCGGAAGAUGAUGGUCUAUAACGGGUCACAGCUGGAGUCGGUGGAAGGGGGAGAGGCCGUGGCGGUCCCAGGGCCACCCCCAGAACCCCGCGCUCCCGAGCCUGGAGCCCCGGUGCCGGAGCCCGGCCUGGACCUGAGCCUGAGCCUGAGCCCACGGACCGAGAGUCCCGGACGCGGACGGCCCAACUGCAGCCCGGGACGGCGGAAGGGGCGGGCGGACCGGCGGGGCGGGGCCCGCAAGGGGCGGCAGGUCCGCUUCCUCCUGGCGCCGCCUUCCCCGGUCCGGUCCGAGCCGCCGCCGGCCGCCGCCUCAUCGAGCGAGAAGCCCGAGGCGCCACAGGACUUGGGGGCGCCGGUGCAGCAGAGUAGCCUGGCCCUGAGCCUCGAGCUGCAGGCCGCGAGGGCCGCAGCCGGGGGCCAGUUCGAUGCCGCGAAGGCCGUGGAAGAACAGCUGAGAAAGUCAUUCCAGACCCGCUGCGGCCUGGAGGAGAGCGUGACCGAGGGGCUGAACGUGCCGCGCUCCAAGCGGCUCUUCCGAGAUCUGGUGAGUCUGCAGGUGCCGGAGGAACAGGUUCUGAACGCCGCGCUGAGGGAGAAACUGGCGCUCCUGCCGCCGCAGGCCCGAGCCCCACCUCCAAAGGAGCCACCUGGCCCAGGGCCAGACAUGACCAUAUUGUGUGAUCCGGAAACAUUAUUUUAUGAAUCUCCACACCUGACCCUGGAAGGUCUGCCCCCGCUCCGGCUUCAACUCCGGCCCCGCCCUUCAGAAGAUACCUUCCUUAUGCAUCGGACACUGAGGCGAUGGGAAGCGUAGACCGGGGCGGGGGGGGGGGGGGGGGGGGCGGGGCUCCCUGGAUUGCUAGUUCGUAUUUUUUGGUGUUUAAACUAUUUAUCAGAAUAAAGUGGUUUUGCUAAUAAAUGGGACUCUCUUUGGGAGCCUUAACAUGGGGUCAAGACUCAGGUUGGAAGCUGUCAGAAAGUCGUUUUGGCCCCCUUUUAAAGAAACUUGGUAGUGAUGAGAAGAAGAGCAGGCAGGUUCUUGCUAAGUCGUGUCCGACUUUGGUCCUAAAAGUGCCUUCCCCUGGUUCCACCUUCAACUCCAUGGUUAACUCUUCCAAAGUCAGCCUGUGCCCAAAGCUUCCACAAAACAAAUUUUGUCAGUGGGUUUUUUGGGGGAAGGUAGAUGGCUUCUUCAAAA
Messenger RNA from Bubalus bubalis (water buffalo), 1294 nucleotides. It is a transcript of the gene PPP1R35, whose product is annotated as protein phosphatase 1 regulatory subunit 35. Lineage: Eukaryota; Metazoa; Chordata; Mammalia; Artiodactyla; Bovidae. Gene Ontology annotation, biological process: negative regulation of phosphatase activity. Gene Ontology annotation, molecular function: phosphatase binding. Bases 104 to 910 code for a protein of 268 amino acids. The record is from RefSeq and is a predicted model, not a curated record. The transcript is spliced from 4 exons.